Molecule: messenger RNA, 2316 nt
Organism: Leptomonas pyrrhocoris
Lineage: Eukaryota; Euglenozoa; Kinetoplastea; Trypanosomatida; Trypanosomatidae
Exons: 1
Coding region: 1-2316 (771 amino acids)
Source: RefSeq, a predicted model, not a curated record
AUGAGCGAUUCAAGGCUCUCGGCGACGCUGCGUGGCGGUGGUGCGUACGACGAUGCAGCACUGAUAGCCGCCAAAACAGACUGCAUCGAGCUAACCGACGAGGACGAAGACAGCGUGACGUCCACCAUCGAGGCGCUGCAACACCGACUGAAACGACUCGCGGAGCGCAAGGACGAGGGCGACGGAGUGCACUGGCCAGCAGACGAGCUGAUCCAGUCCACGAGUGCCACCGAGUUCCUCUCCUACUUCUCGUACGGGCUCACACCUGGCGAGGUCCGCUACCUUAUUUAUUGCUAUCUCAAAUCCACCAGCAUGAGUGUACCGAAAGCACUGGAGGGACUCACAAGAACAGUCCACUUUCGUAGAAAGCAGAACUUGGAUAAGAUGGCGCUCUUUCCAUGUUUGAUUAGCAUGAGUGGGUUCGAUCAACUCUCCAUGUGCGAGGAGUUGGGCAUCCCUUUUAUCCACAACUUGACCUCUGGCAAGCGCUACGUUGACGCAGAGGGUCGCCUUCGGUUGGAGCAGACCCAAAUGGACUACUACAACGUGCCGUACGACGACCUCUAUGCCCACCUCACCACCGGCGCCGAGAACCCGACUGCUGCCUCUCUGCUAACCCCGUGUACCCUCGGCGACUCGGCCCCUGCGUUGGAAGACGGAGCCAGUCGUGGCACCAACGGGAGUAGCCGAAAUGCUCGGGGGGCUAGGGAGGAAAACCUCGGCUCUCGGCGAAAUUUCGUGGCCUCCCUAACCGGCAACGACGGCGAUGCGCGCAGGAAGGAGUCGGGUGUGGGCGAAAACAACAACAAGAGUACGAGUGCCAACGGCAUUUUUGCCAGCCUGCGAGCUUUCAUUCCUUUCCAUUUGUUUGACCACGCCAAGGACAAAGAAAAGCCGAACCAGUCGGAGCCGCACUCGCGCACGGACAGCUUUGGGUCACGAAGCCCAGACCGGCGACAGAUGGGUGGUUUCUUUUCGUCCCAGUCGCUCAGCGGCGGCAGCCACAGCGGCAGUUUCAACGGCGACGACGACGUGGCGGAUGAUCAGUCCGCGGCGAAUCAGGGCGCGGUCUUACUGAACCCAACCGCAACUGGUGAAGCGCUGACGGGCAACCCCUACACUCUCUACGCGGAUAGCUUGAACUUCCACGGCAUCUUGGAGCCGAUUGUUGCGGUGAUAACGAAGCACGUACCCUUCGCGUUUCACUACUGGGACCGCGACGGACACCCGAUCAUGUACUGUCGAUUGGGUGGCUUGAAUUCGAAGCGGUUGAUGCGUGACCUUUUUGCCCUCACCCCGAUCGACGCCGAACCACGUGCCCUGGCGCUCCUCUUCAACACCUACGCCCUCGCCGUUCUGUGGCAGCUCAUCCGCUAUUGUAAUCGAAAAAAUCAGCAAAGCAAUCAAAUCCACGAUGCCCUUCUCUCCGAUGUGCAACGAGGCGACCGCAGCAGGAGUGCCUCUCGGCAGGCGGAGGGGUUGUUCCGCAAGAAGGCGCCGAUGGGCUCGUGCGUGGUCGUUGUAGACUGCGCUGGGCUUCACCUUCAUCGCUACCUAUACAAACCCCUCAUCGUCAUGGUCAAGUCGAUUGUGAGUUUGAACGUGCGGCACUACCCAGAGCUUCUACACCAUGCGUACGUCACAAACUGCCGUGGCAUGAUGAGUUUCUCGUAUUUGGUGAUUCGCAGCUUGCUGAGCGAGGAGACGCGGCAGAAGGUGACGUUUUGCAGUCAGCACAAUAGCGCAUCCACGCUGCUGGAGAACAUCAGCAGCGACUUGCUUCCGCAGGAGUUGGGCGGCAAGUGUCAAUGUCCGGGUGGUUGUAUUCCGUCCAUCGCGGCGACCAUGCGAGGGGCGGAAACGAGCUCGUUGACCCCGGGCUGGCGAGAUCGGCAAUCUCCCUCGAUGUUCCCCACUGAGUCGAGCAGCAUGGAGCAGACGGGCGACCACGCGGACGAGAACGAGCUCACCAUGCACCGCCUCCACUGCACCGUCGAGAAGCUGAACAUGUGGCCGCACGCGUCGCGGACGCUCUCCUUCGCCAUGGACGCACACACGGAGAUUAUUUGGGAGUUUGCGGUGAAGAAGCAGCGGCGAGUAACAUUCUCCGUCGUCUUCGUCUCUGCGGCGGAUGACGGGGCAGUGAUGUCGCUGGUGCCGCGUCGACGCGUGCAGAGCGAUGCGGGACAUUACAUCUGUCCUUCGUUUGGCACCGUCAUCUUUCGAUGGAGCAACAAACGUAGCUACUUUCGCCGCUGUCGCGUCAACUUGAAAGUAUAUCGGGAGGAGCAAACCGUGACGUCAAUGCAGGUAUAG